AUGGAUUCAGCCAAGCCUCAAUGUGGAUCGGAAGCUGGAGCGGAAGAGUACAAUCUUGGCCUGCAUGUCGGUGGUCUCUUUGCUGUUUUGACAGUCUCUUGUCUUGGCGCUGGUUUUCCAGUCGCUGCCAAGAGAAUCAAAUGGCUCAAGAUGCCUCCCAAGGUCUUCUUUGCUUGCAAGCAUUUCGGUACUGGAGUUUUGGUUGCUACUGCAUUCGUUCAUUUGCUCCCUACAGCCUUCGGAUCUCUCACUAAUCCCUGCCUCCCCGAUCUUUUCACCGAUAUCUAUCCUGCCAUGCCUGGAGUCAUCAUGAUGGCCGCCAUGUUCUGUCUCUUCAUCGUCGAAAUGUACCUCAACGCCAAAACCGGAGGCCACUCCCACGGCGGUCCCACCGGCGAAACCAUCACCAUCGCACCACCACCACCUACUCGUCCCCAGCGUCCUCAGCGUCCCUUUCCCGAGCAACAGAACUUCGCGCACACCCGCAACGAUUCUUUCCGUAGCGAUUACACCUACACCGAUGAAGACGACCAUGUCUCGUACGAAAAGGAGAUGGCCCGCGAGAUGUACGAGAAGGAGACCAAGCCUUAUGAUUAUUCCAAGGGUAACGAGAACUCUACCAUGCCUGCUUGGUUUGUCGUCUUUUACGAGCAGUAUGUUCGACAGCGCUCUGAGAUGAUGGAGAUGAUCAAGGAGACCCAGUAUUCUUCGCAGGCUACUAUCGAUUCUAAGCCUCAUGUUGAAGUCACCGAGUCGUACUUUGAUGAGGAGAGCCAGACUCAGAUUGAUCACGAGACGUACAAGCGCAUGUCGACAAACAUCACUCUUCUCGAAGGUGGUAUCCUCUUCCACUCCGUCUUCGUCGGAAUGACCAUCGCCAUGACGACUGACGGUCUCGUCGUUCUUCUCACUGCCAUCAUGUUCCAUCAAAUGUUCGAAGGUCUCGGUCUCGGAUCUCGUAUCGCUGCCGUUCCUUAUCCCAAGGGAAGUUUCCGACCUUGGUUGCUUGUUUUCGCUUUUGGAUGUACCGCGCCAAUUGGACAGGCUAUUGGAAUUCUGAGCCGAAACUCUUACGAUCCUGAGGGUGAGAUGGGUUUGAUCAUGGUUGGAGUCUUUAACUCUAUCUCUUCCGGUCUUUUGAUCUACGCUGCUCUCGUCAACCUCCUGGUCGAAGACUUCCUCUCCGAAGAAGCACAACACCUCAUGAAGACAAAGGACAGAAUCUUGGCUAUGUGCUGGGUCUUCCUUGGUGCUUUUGGCAUGUCUGUCGUCGGUGCGUUCGCUUAA
This is a messenger RNA of Fusarium coffeatum, 1287 nucleotides long. RefSeq lists its product as uncharacterized. Lineage: Eukaryota; Fungi; Ascomycota; Sordariomycetes; Hypocreales; Nectriaceae. Gene Ontology annotation, biological process: zinc ion transmembrane transport. Gene Ontology annotation, cellular component: plasma membrane. Bases 1 to 1287 code for a protein of 428 amino acids. The transcript has 4 exons. Gene Ontology annotation, molecular function: zinc ion transmembrane transporter activity. The record is from RefSeq and is a predicted model, not a curated record.